Molecule: messenger RNA, 1940 nt
Organism: Harpia harpyja (harpy eagle)
Lineage: Eukaryota; Metazoa; Chordata; Aves; Accipitriformes; Accipitridae
Gene: CAPSL
Product: calcyphosine like
Exons: 5
Coding region: 251-877 (208 amino acids)
Molecular function (GO): calcium ion binding
Source: RefSeq, a predicted model, not a curated record
GACUGGCUGGUAAACUCCAGGCCUCCCAAAAAAGCGGGGGGGCAAGGCAGCAGGGUGUGUAAACAAGUAAACGGAGAUGAAGAAGGAAGCUCUGCAGUGAACCCGCAGCCCUGCGUCCCCUCCACUUGCCACCUGAGCCCAGCCAGAUCCUGGGAGGGAGCGGUGAGGCAGGUGGGGCACAACGCCGUCCCAGCCCCCCAACACCUCCCAGGUCCUGGGUGGAAAGCCCAGGUGCAGGAUAGCAUUGCAGAUGCCGGGCACAGCAAGGCAUGACCGAGAGAUGGCAAUCCAGGCCAAAAGAAACCUCUCUAAAACCACUGACCCUGUAGAAAGACUUCGCCUGCAGUGUUUAGCAAGGGGAUCUGCAGGCAUCAAAGGACUUGGCAGAGUAUUUCGCAUUAUGGAUGAUGACAACAGCAGGACCCUUGAUUUCAAAGAGUUUGUGAAAGGACUAAAUGAUUAUGCUGUGAUGAUAGACAAGGAAGAAGCACAAGCGAUUUUCCGGAUAUUUGAUAAAGAUGGCAGUGGAACAAUUGAUUUUGAUGAAUUUCUUAUUACACUGAGACCUCCCAUGUCGAAUGCAAGAAAAGAGAUCAUCAUGCAGGCGUUUAGGAAGUUAGAUAAGACUGGAGAUGGUGUCAUAACGAUUGAAGACUUACGGGGGGUGUAUAAUGCAAAGCAUCAUCCCAAAUACCAAAAUGGAGACUGGACAGAAGAUCAAGUUUUUAGGGCCUUUCUGGAUAAUUUUGAUUCACCCUAUGACAAAGAUGGGAAGGUCACAACAGAAGAGUUCAUGAACUACUAUGCAGGAGUCAGUGCUUCAAUAGACACAGAUGUCUAUUUUAUCAUCAUGAUGAAGAAUGCUUGGAAACUCUGAUCAUAUGAUUAAAGGAGCAAGACUUUACUUCCACCUUUUGUAGGUUCCCAUGAUUAAGUAUAUGCACAACAACACACUCAUUUUCCAUAACAGCUUGCAGUAACUGUGCCAAUUACAGUCAAUCUGCAGAAAUAAUUCCCAGAUGCUUCAGUAGGCUAAGCCUCAGGGGAUCAGAGCAUAAUCAGAGAGCAGAUCUGGUAUCCAGCCACUCUGCAGAUCUGUCCCUUUCCUCCCUGCAUCCCUGACAUGUCUUGUCUUUUCUGAGGCAAGCUGCUCCUUUCUUCUCAGACAUCCACAGUAUCUCCCUGCGGCUCCUGAAUGUACACCCUCCUCCAGUGUUAGAGACACCUCUGUUUGACAGAGGGUGCAACAGGGGGAAACCGAAAUAUUCUGGAAGGGUGGUGGUCUGGGGCAGACUAUUGUAAAUGUGAGGAAGCCUGUACCAGGAGGGUCACAUAGCCCUCUCACCUGUAGCACUGCAGCAUCUCUUGGCUUCUUGGGUCUCACUUGUGGGACAGAGCAACUGCUCAGCUCUCUGUUGGGAACACGUGAGUUCCCAGUGCUGGGAGGCUGGAGGGAGAAACAAGUCAAGAAGGGGAGGCACAGACCAGAAUAAAUGUAAAAUGCUCUUUAAAGGUCUGUUUUCUCCCUGGCUUACAACUCAGCACACAGGCAUCUUUCCUAGGCAUGCCUUGUUUCAAACCUCUGUGGGCCUGCUUAUAGCUUUUUUCCCCUGCUUUGAUUUCUUUCUUUUUGUACUGUGAGAUGAUCUCACUAAUAUUUUUCUUUAAAGGGCAUGUGUGCGUUACAGUAUUUUCUUCUCACUGUUCCUGGAACAUUUACUGGUCUGGUAGCUGUUGUCUCUACACACCUACAUUGAAAGUUGCUUACUACUUUUUGUAUUUAUACUGGCUUAUGAUCAAGCUAUGCCUUCAGGGAACUUUCUGGGAACUCAAAAACUUGUAACAUUCUUGUCUUGUCAUCUUCUGUUUCUGAUGCUGAAAAAAGGAUGGGAACCUGCCCUUCUGGUCACACCAAUGAGGCCGUCUCUAUUCUGAGAUCU